CCAGAAACAAGAUGCCUUCCGCGCGUCCUCGCUGGUCGCCCUGCACUGCUGCCGGAGGAAUGGCACCCAAGGACGGCAGCUACACCGUGUAGGAGGAGCUAGCGGCGUGUUUCCGCUAAGAGCAGGCCGAGACCGUAAUCUAUGCAGCCGUACUGAGAAUUACAGAACAGCGGCGGAGCAGUUGGCGGCUAUUACUGGGAACUGUUUCACUAGAACUGGUUAAAACACCGGGGAGAUACGGCCGUCCACAUUUGGGGGGAAGAAGAAGAAGACGAAGAAGAAGAAGGAGUGGCAGCUGGACUGUCAGCAAUGGAAGCCGAGUUUCGGGAAAUCGAUGAAAACGGGAGUUGGAGCGCCAUUUAUCAGGAGAUUCGUCAGCUGUCAUGUGAACUCCCAUGCAAGCUUGCCAAAUUACCCGAAAACAAGACUCGGAAUCGAUACAGAGAUGUCAGCCCAUUUGACCACAGCAGAAUAUGUCUACAGCUGGGUACGAAUGACUACAUUAAUGCCAGCCUAAUAACAGCAGAAGAGGCGCAGAGGAAUUAUAUCCUUACUCAGGGACCCCUUCCAAAUACAUGUGGCCAUUUCUGGGAGAUGGUAUGGGAGCAGAGGACCCGCGGUGUCGUGAUGCUCAACCGAGUCAUAGAGAAAGGAUCUAUUAAAUGUGCCCAGUAUUGGCCACACAGAGAGGAGAAAGAUGCCAUCUUUCAAGAUACCAAUUUCAAGCUUACCUUUGUCUCAGAGGACAUCAAAUCUUACUACACAGUCCGCCAGCUGGAGUUGGAAAAUCUGUCUACUCAAGAGACUCGGGAGAUUUUACAUUUUCACUACACCACCUGGCCCGACUUUGGGGUACCAGAGUCUCCUGCCUCCUUCCUUAACUUUCUGUUUAAGGUGCGAGAGUCGGGUUGUCUGAAUUCGGAUCAGGGACCAGUGGUGGUGCACUGCAGUGCUGGAAUCGGACGCUCUGGGACAUUUUGUCUUGUGGACACCUGCCUCUUGUUGAUGUCCCUCCGUAAAGACCCGUCUUCAGUGCGUAUUCGAGAUGUCCUGCUGGAGAUGCGACGCUACCGAAUGGGCUUGAUUCAGACUGCAGAUCAGCUUCGCUUCUCCUACCUUGCUGUCAUUGAAGGUGCCAAGUACAUCAAGGGGGAUACAUCUCUGCAGGAGUCAUGGAAAGAACUCUCAAACGAGGAAGAUGACCCUCCAGAGUUUACCCCUCCUCCUCCUCCUCCUCUUCCUCCUCCCAGAGACCCUCACAACGGCAAACUUGAGCUGUCGUUUUUCCCUGAAAAUGAUGAACUCAUCCGACAGAUGAAGACCCACAGUCUGGGGUCCACACAAGAGUUAGACCUGCGAAAGAGGAACAUCACCGCCCCCCAGCCUCCUCCCCACAGUGCUGAUCAGCUCGAUGACCACAUGGGAAUCCGAGAUAUUACCUCCAAAGCUCCGAACAAAUCCCAGCAGCAGCAUGAAGAGGAGGAGCUGGAGUUGCCUGAGGCAGCGAACCAGCAAAAGGAAGGCUCUCCUGUGCCGGGGGCUUGGUCCCCUCUACUAACCAACGUGUGCCUGUGCACAGCGCUGGCUCUCAGUGCUUACGCCUGUUAUCGAGCCUAUUUCCACUGAUGUCUGCCGUUCCUCCUCCUUUUUUGUUCCUCCCCGUCUCUCCGCUGAUGUUGCAAAGUGGACAAGUCUGGCCAACCAGCCUGCUUUGACGCUGCGAGUGAGUGAAUUGUUUGGUCUUCAGCAAAUUCAGGUUCACUCGUUUGAAUUUUACAAAUGCAGUGUGAGGGCUUGGCUGGCUGCCACUUCUUAAUACCCACCCAAACGUUCUUUACAUAUGUCAUCUUGGGUGCUCAGGGCCUCAGUUUUUCAGGUGUCACAUCUAAAUACGUGUACUGGUUUAAACAGACUCAACAUAAAACACGUAUCGUGGUCUGCAGAGGAAAAUGAUUUUAGCGUCGCUGUUCUGUGAACCAGGAUGAAUGGCCUGUCAGCCCAUUUUCCACCUUUGUUUUCUUAUUUACCAAAUGACACUUGAAUGUGUUCUUCCAUUUCAUCCUUAACUCGUGUGUCCAUUAGGAUUUCACAUUUUCUUUUGCUUACACAAACGGAUCAGAAAUAAUAGAGCCAGAUUUCUGACCAGCCUGUCUGAAAAUAUGCCAGUAAGGGAGAAACGUUAUUUUUUGUUAUGGGUCAGCAUUAGACCCAACAAUAAGGUGAAAGUAAUAGGGAAGCAACCGUGUGCCCAUUAGAUAAGAGAUGCAUGCUGGAGUGGGCAUUGAAUUGUUAUCUGACCUCACUAGUGGCCUGUGUGUCAGCUGCAGGAGGUGUGCUGGUUGAGUCCAUACGGUAUGUGUGUUUUUGUGUGUCUGUAUAUGUACAUUUGCGCGAGUGGUAGUUAUUGGAGCUUUCUACUCAUGUGAGUUAAAUCUGCUCAGUCAGAUAUAUUAAUGUAACGUCAAAUGUGAGAUUUAGACUGGGUUGCCUCCUGGUAUUUGAUUCCCUCUGCGUUUUCUCUCCCUGGUAGCUCAAGAGUGACACGGGAAAAAAAAACAAAAAACAGGGUGGGGAAAGACUGACAUGUCGCACUCUCCACUCGCCUGGCACCCUUAAAUUAACACUGAAGAUACUGUAAAGCUUGAUUUAUAAUCCUGGGUUGACUUUCUGCAGAGGCUACGUUGUAGUCUACGAUGUGCGCUGUUGUGUUUGUACUACUCUGCAAUUACACCGCCAAAACUAGUUAGCAGUGGGGUAGUGCUGACAUGACGCCAUGGAGAAUCGUCGGGCUGCACCUCAUUGGCAUUUUGUUAUUGGGGUAAAAAAAAAAAAAGAAGCUCUGGCUUGUUUGUGUUUCUAUGAAAUAAUCACAAUUGUCUUGAGUUGUGCUAAGCCCAGGAUGCAGCAGUCAUGCUCCUGUAAAAUAGUGACGGGGGGGGUGUCAGUUUAGUUUGCACGCAGGGAGGUGAGCACUGUCAUGAAGGAACCAAGCAUCUUUGCCUUGUUGCAAGAUCUAAAUCAUCAGCAAAAAUGUGCCAUUUGCAGCAUGUAGUCUGCUGCUCAGAGGUGGUGGUUGUUACCCGUA
This is a messenger RNA of Stegastes partitus (bicolor damselfish), 3085 nucleotides long. It is a transcript of the gene ptpn1, whose product is annotated as protein tyrosine phosphatase non-receptor type 1. The transcript is spliced from 10 exons. Bases 310 to 1626 code for a protein of 438 amino acids. Gene Ontology annotation, cellular component: endoplasmic reticulum; cytoplasm; early endosome. Lineage: Eukaryota; Metazoa; Chordata; Actinopteri; Pomacentridae. Gene Ontology annotation, molecular function: non-membrane spanning protein tyrosine phosphatase activity; protein kinase binding. Gene Ontology annotation, biological process: peptidyl-tyrosine dephosphorylation; negative regulation of ERK1 and ERK2 cascade; negative regulation of PERK-mediated unfolded protein response. The record is from RefSeq and is a predicted model, not a curated record.